UGACGAGAUAGUACGACGUCGUUUGAGAUAUCUAGGAAGAAAACUGGGUAUCGGCUUCAUGCUGCUUUUGUCCGGUCCUCUUCGCCUACAGCUACGUUCUUCAUCGCUGAACCGCCGCCCAUUUUAUGCUAGCUGCGUCUCCGUCAGCGCUUGCAACACAAAUCUCCACCGGACCCUGGAUUUGCCGUCAAAGUUCAAAUCGUUAGAAAUUGAAUUAUGAUGUAUGUUUAAAUUUCCAUGCCUUAUUGUCAAGCAAAACAACAGAGGCACCACACAACGACCCUUUUGUUUUUGCUGGAGAGUCAGAGUUUAGAUUAGACUCGCGGCCAAUGAAUAGAUUAGAUCCUGCUCCAUACACCGCUGCUUUGCCAUCGCCGCAUCCUCCUCUGCCGCCUUUCCCUCCGCCUUCCAGAGCUUUCUGGGAACCCGCAAAUGUGAUCGAUCGCCUCAAAGAACUACACGAGACUAUCAAACUCGCCCAAGCUCUGGAAAAAGAGCUAGAGGUGAUUGUUAGGGCGAAAGCUAUAAAAGGAGAUUCCGAGGGUUUGGAGAAUUUGUCCACAUCCGAUGAGGAGUUUUUCAAGUUGCUAUAUAUUAAUAAAAUAGAUUUCAAGUGCCAAGAAUUGCUCUCAUUGGAAGCUGCAAAUGCAUUGAUAUCAAAGUUGAAAACUCAGCUUGAGCCAUUUCGGGUUGUUGCUGAUGAUAGGAGUCCAUGGGAAGAAAAAUCCAGGGCUAUCAGAUUAUGUGACCAACUGCAAAAGUACAAACGCAACAAACUUUGGAGGAAAAAGAAGAGGAAACGUGUUGCAGAGAAAUUAGCUAUGGAGAAAGAGAAAUUUGAGCAAUUGGAUAGAGAAGCUGAUGAGUGGAUGGCUAGGGAAAUAGCAAAGGAUGUUGCUAAGCAAAAGGUUGCGAAGAUGAAGGAGAUAGCAAAGCUGAAAGAGAAAGAGGAGAGGAAAACGUUAGGAUCUGAGCUUGAGCUGGCAUUGAUGGUGGAGAAGUUGCAGGAAUUAAGGUCCAUCAGGAUUCAGAAGUUGAAAAAACAAGGACGGUUUCUUCCGGAUGAGGACGACCAGUUUCUUGAGAGAGUGAAAGCUGCAGUUGAGGAAGAGGAGCGGCUAGCAAUGGCUGCAGCAGGGACAGCGGCUGCAAAGGAUGCCAUAGCAACUGCAGAGGAGUCCAGCAGAAAGUUGGAAAUGGGCCGCCGCAAUAAUAAUAAUGAGAAGAACAUCAAGGACGACAAGAACAGCCAAGAGGCGGCAGCAGCAGUGAUGACUGAACCCGAAGACAAUAAACCAAUGGAACACCACCGAUGUGGAAGAAGUAGUGCUGCUGCUGCUACUUAUGUCUGCUCGCUUAAUUUGCCAAUGGAGUAUUAUCACUACUACUAUGGGAGUAACCAUGAUAUAGGUACCCUUGUGGAGGUUCGAAGAAGAUGGGAUGCUUACUUAAGGUCUGGUGGAAGUCGCAUUCCCAGUCACUGGGUUCAACCCCCACCACCUGCUGACCAGAUAUGGGCUUCCUGCUUGCUCAAACCUUGAUCAACUCUACCUGAGAAGUCUCCUCUGGGAGAACUCGUCUCUAACAUUAUUGUAUUGUUAUUAUUAGUAUUAAUGUUAUUAUUAUUGUUGUUGUUCUAUGUUUGCCCUGUAUUAUUGUUGUUUUGUCCUGAUAGUCUUUUCAUUUCUUUAACAUUUUUGUUUUAGUGUGCAGUCUAUUGGAGUAUUCAUUGUAAACUUUUUUCUUUUAUUGCUAGAUUGUAGGCAAUAAUGCAAAAACUUUAGAUUGGA
Molecule: messenger RNA, 1790 nt
Organism: Cuscuta europaea
Lineage: Eukaryota; Viridiplantae; Streptophyta; Magnoliopsida; Solanales; Convolvulaceae
Source: the annotation of a GenBank genome assembly